Messenger RNA from Aureobasidium pullulans EXF-150, 860 nucleotides. RefSeq lists its product as uncharacterized. The transcript is spliced from 2 exons. Lineage: Eukaryota; Fungi; Ascomycota; Dothideomycetes; Dothideales; Saccotheciaceae. The record is from RefSeq and is a predicted model, not a curated record. Bases 117 to 671 code for a protein of 184 amino acids.
CAUAAACCAUCAACCACAUACUCGUUUCUAUAAUCAAUUCACAUCCAGAAGUACUAUAAAAUCACACCGUCUCCAUCACCUUUCAACCGCCUUGCAUAUCAUCUCAAUAUUCAAUCAUGAGCAACUCAUCAACAUCCCCCGAGAAGCAAUCCCUCAUCCCACAACUCAACCCACCCAUCCCGACAGCAUCACCCUCUGAAGUUCGCGCCUUCAUCACCGAACUCCUAAUCCUCACCCGCAACCUUCCAGCCCAACAUGCCAAAGACAUCGCAGACAAAUGGCACCUAGGCACCGGCAGAGAAUUGACAACAUACCCACCCAGUGUAUACGCCGACAUCUUCGGCUCCGAAGACGCAUGGAUGGUAUACAAAGAAUCCCAACUCUUCAUCCGCAGAAACAAGCAGGAAAAAAAUAGACGGCGAGAUGAGUUGCGAAAAUGGGCCAUAAUUCUGGGUAUCAUCAUCAUCAAUAUCAUAGGAAUCGUGUUAUUUCUCAGGCUACUAUUGUUGCAUGUACAAGCAGAAGCUUACGCCCUUGCGUGGAUCUUGACAGUCGGUGUAUUAGGAUUGGUUUUUGGUGGGAUAAAUUUGCUCGGCAGGGUUGGUUUGGAGGUGGAGGUGGAGAGGGAAUUGUAUAGUGGUAUGAGUGUGGGAUGUAAGAAGUGCACUUAGAUUCAGAUUAUUUUUCUGGAUGUUUUGGGAUGGGAUUUAUGCUUCUUUGUGUUGGUGUUGUCUCGAUUGUUCAAGAGGUGGUGUUGUUCACAAUGAGACCUUGAAGAGACCGAUUGCAUGAUGUUCAAUCCUUUUCUGAUAAACACCAGGCACCGAAACCAAAGAUGCUUCGGCCAACUUGACACUUCG